Melampsora larici-populina 98AG31 is the source of this 2319-nucleotide messenger RNA. RefSeq lists its product as uncharacterized. Lineage: Eukaryota; Fungi; Basidiomycota; Pucciniomycetes; Pucciniales; Melampsoraceae. Gene Ontology annotation, molecular function: mRNA binding; enzyme activator activity. Gene Ontology annotation, biological process: deadenylation-dependent decapping of nuclear-transcribed mRNA; deadenylation-independent decapping of nuclear-transcribed mRNA; positive regulation of catalytic activity. The record is from RefSeq and is a predicted model, not a curated record. The transcript is spliced from 4 exons. Gene Ontology annotation, cellular component: P-body. The coding region runs from base 1 to 2319 and encodes 772 amino acids.
AUGGAUCCAAGAUCGAUCAAUUUCAAUGUCUUACGUCGACAUGAUUCCAAAAUCACAUCUAUCAUCGAUUCCACCUCAUACGUAGUGAUUUAUAGAUACUUUCAUGGAGCAUGGUCUAAAACAGGUUUAGAAGGUACUAUGUUUAUCUUUGAACGUGAUGGUGAAGUUCAUCAACCUAGAUAUGGUGUCUUUGUACUCAAUCGUCAAGGUUUGGAUAAUAUGUCGCAAGGUCUUUUGCCCGGUUGGGAAGUUGAUUUGGAUGAAGGUUUGAUUAUUUGGAGGAAUGAAGGCGCUACGGGUGAUGCUGAUGAUGAUAUCAUUCAUGGACUUUGGAUUUAUGAAGAACAAGAUCGUAGUAGGAUUGCUGGUGUUAUGCAAAGUUUGAUUGAUCUUUCGACACCCCAAUCUGAACCUGAACCUACUACAUCAUCACCCCAAGUUUCCUUAUCACAUCCAGUACCACGUGUCCCCAUCAUACCUGCAGGACAAUCUAUUUCCUUAGAUCAACUUUUCGGAGUCGGAUCAGUUUGUUCUGAACCACCACCACCGACUUCAGAUUUACCACAUCCGGCUAGUUCUGUGGCUGAUUCAUCUGAACCUCAAAACGCUUUACCACCUCAACAUGUCAUGAGUCCAGAUCCAUCGGAUUUGCCUAAAGGAAUGCAACUCUUGGAUUCCUUGUUUCAGAAAGCUAGUUUGAAAACUCAAACUUCGAAUCCAUCGAUCUCUAGUGCUGAUUCGAUUGCUCAACAAUCUAUGGGGAUUCAUCAAGUUUUACAAACCCAACCGAUGUCGCCUCAUCCGAUUCAAAACCAUCCUAGCUCUGGUUCUUCGACUCUUCAUCAUCAUCAUCUUCAUCAUCAUCAUCGUAGAAACUCAUCUGAUGAGAAUUAUAAACCUCAAGCUUAUAAUGAAGUGAAUCGGAAUCCGAACCAUAAAGCUCAUCAUCAUCAACGAGCUCCUAAUUCGAAAUCAGGUUCUAGACAUAGUAGUGGUGGUUCAUCAUCACAUCCUCGAAGUGAAAAGAUGGUAGGACCCAGUUCGAAUGGUCAAACUGGUCCAUCUCAUUAUCCUGUACAAUCUAAUCCUCAAUACCAAUCUACUCAAGCUGGCUUGGUUUCGGCUUCUCAAACCUCUAAUAAUGAAUCAGCUCAUGCAGAAGCACGUCAUAAUAUCCUAAGCCUUUUGGGACAUCCGAUCGCUACCUCGGCUCCUCAUCAUCAUAAUCUACCGGGUCAGAUCUCGAACUCAGGAACAUGGACUGGAGCGAAUGGUGGAUCACCUGAUAGUAUUAGGAGUGGAGGAGGUAAUCGAGACGUUUAUCAACCAUCAAGUUAUGGAAGGAAUCAUCAAGCUAAAUAUACUUCACAUCAUCAUCAUCAUCAUCCACAUCCACAAGAAGGAAACCCGAACCAUCGAUCACAACAAAACUCACAACAUUCAUCACCACAACAAACUCAUUCACCUCAUUCGAAUGCUUAUUCGAACGCUUCACAACUUGUUCAAACAUCAUCCCAAGUUCCUAGCUUACAACCUGAACUUGGUUCACCACAUCAUAGUAGUGCUCAUGCUCAUGCUCAUCAUCAUCAUUUGUCUAGAAACGGAACUCAGUUUCAUCAACCACCGCCACAACAAGCAGGACCAACACAAGUGAAAGUUAGAGGAACUCCUCCUAAGCCUCCUUUACCGAAUGUACCUGUCCAAAACCGUCAAUCACAAGUUUCUGCACCUAACCAUGUCUGGAAUGAAAAUUAUCCUAAACGUGCUAUGAGUCCGUUAAACCCAGCAUCCCAAACCCAAUCGCAAACACAAAGAUCAUCACAACAAGUAGGACCACAGUGGAAUGGACAGAGUAAUAGAACAUCUAAUGUUGGAGACUUUCCUGCACCGGUUGUGAAUGAUUCUUCUAGACCUAGUAGGAGCCAUGGUUUACAUCCUCAAAGUCUUGCUCAUAGUCAGGGGAAAGAAGGAACUGUGUUUGUUAAUAAGGUCGUGGCUGAGGUCUUGGAUGAGGGAUUGGCUGGUAGGGAGUAUUUGGAGGUGAAUGGAAAGAAUAAGAAUGGACGUCGGAAGAAUGGAAAGCAUCAGCAUGGACAGAAUGGGGAUCGGGACGGGGAUCGGGACGGGGAUGGACAGGAUGGGGAUGGACAGGAUGGGGAAGGGGAAGAAGGGGAUGAGGAUGAGGAGAAUAGGGAAGAUGAGGCUUUGGAUAAGAAAGAGUUUGUGGGUGGGGUUUUGGAGUUGAUUAAGACGAAUGGAGCGUUUGUAGAUAUGCUUUAUGCUAGGUAUUUGGCUAGGUAUGCUGAACGGUAUUUGUGA